CUUUUUAACCCAAGGAAAUGGGAGAAUAGGGGGAAAGGAAUCAUAAACCUUGUGUUUAGCAAUCUAAGUUAAAACUCAGUUGCUGCAAACAAAAUGUUUCCUUAGUCUGAAAUAGCCAUUGAAGAAAUCUUACUCCCGUUCAAAAUAUGUUUAGGAUGUAAUUCUAUGUUCAGCUUAUUUGGAAGCAAGUCCCAUUGAACUCAGCUGGGACCUACCUUAAAGGGGCAUCUCUGAAUAGGCAUGUACAGGAUUGUACUGUAUGCAAAGCUAAACUAAAACAAGUCCCAUAGUAUAGAGUUGAGAAUGUUUUGAUAAAAAGUUAUAAAACAACCCAGCAUGGGGUGUCUUGUACAUUAUGUUGUUCUCUGAACAACUUAAAGCUGCCUUUUAAAAUCAGCACAUACCUUUGAGUUGUGCAUGAAUAAACAUGAACAAUUGUGUGAAUACAACAUUGUUCCAUCUCUUCAAAUAACAGAAGGCCUUUGGUACAAGGAGGGAAUAGCAACACUUGAAGGGAAGGAAUUAAUAAUUGUUAACUUAUUCACAUUUCACAUGGCUCUGUGCAGCAUACAAAGAGAACACAAUUUUAUAGCAUGUUUCAAUAAUUUAUAACUCUUUGACGAGGGCUUGAGAAAACACUACCAUGUAAAUACAAAUCACAGGCAUGGUUAAUGGCUUCUUUUUAAAAUGGAUGUUCCUUCAGGUUUACUAUGUAAUUUUUAACUUGUUUUGGAAAAAGGUUACAGGUGGCAAGGUUACUGGAUCCCUUCAUCUUCCAAAAUGGUUGCUGGAAGUAGCUAAAGUAUUUUGUUUCCAAACAUCUAAAACAGUGUAUUUGUGGAAUGUUUAUUGAUGUUUGCCUGGCAGGCUGAAGGAGAAAAUUGCUGAGUAUCUGAAGGAACAUGUGUCCCAAGGUAGAGGAAGAGAUGAAAGUUCAGGCACUUUUUGUUGUGUGGGCAUUGACAAUCCUGUGCUUAGUUUCAUACACUGCAGCAUUCUCCCAUGGGGCCAGUCUUUCGGCAUGUACUGAUAUGAGGCCCAAACAUAUCAGAGCUCACCUUCAGAACCCACAGAAUAACUAUAUUACCAUCCAUACCAAUAUAUCCUUUUUUCCUGGUGACAAGGUUCCAGUCACCGUCAGGAGCUCGCGUGAUUUCAUGGGCUUUAUGCUUCAAGCUCGCAGGGUAUCAAACGAUCAAAUUGCUGGCACUUUUGUUUACAUUCCUCCUGGCUCCAAACUGCUGACUUGUUUUGAAGAUGGCGACACAGUCACCCAUUCAGACAAGUCCCUGAAGAGAAACCUGUCGUUCGUGUGGAAAGCACCUGAUCAGCCCAUUGGAGACAUCAGGUUCUUUUUAUCAGUCGUCCAGUCGUACUUUGUUUAUUGGGCAAGGAUUGAAUCUUCCACUGUGUCUCAACAAACACAAAACAGAACCACAGCUGAAAGUAAUGUAGCCCCCAGUGUAAUAAAGCCAACAUCUCUUCAAAAGUCUACUGAUCUAAAAGGAGCAUUUGCUGCAGGGAAAGAAAGUUCCACUCCUGACACCAUCUUAACUCAGUUUGCAAAAUUUACACAUACUAGUCUGACUCGGAUUGCAGCCACAUUGAUUUUGGAUCCAUCUUACAGCGGACGACAAGUCUCUGAGCCUCCUGACAAUGGAAAUGUUCUGUCUGAAUCCCUUGCAGACUUGGUCACUUCACAUGCCAUCAGUCACAGUAGAGAAAGACAAGCUAAUGGAAGUGGCACAGUUGGUGAUCUCACACUGGAGCCAUCACUUCAGUUCCAGGAUCUCGGCUUCAUAGCACAACAUGAUUCCUCCAGCCACAGCAUGUACAACAGGAGAGAAAAUACUUCAAGCUUUCCCAUAUCACAGCUUUGCUCUACAUGUAAAAAAGGCAUUGAGGGGGUUUCCACAACACCUAACCCAGGCCUUAGCAAGUCUGUGCUACCCGUUACAGCUUCACCGCUGGUCCACUUCCGGGAUCCUCUACGUCUUCCAGGCAUGGGAACAAUACCAGAGCAUUUAGGUAGUGAAGAGGACACGAGUGUCUAUCAAAGUUUAUCAGGAGCUCCAAGGAAGAUGGCAGAGAAACAAGCAGCGACGUGGGAAGUUCCAGCAAACUUCCUGCCCCAGGCUGAACUUACAUCACAUGAGCAGGAGGGAAAGGGCAGAAAGGAUAUCCCUGGGAACACACUCCUGAAGGUAACAAGAGCCACACCCAAAGCUACUAUUUCUGGAGAAGGAGGAGGAAAGCCACACAAGGAGUCCCAGCUUGUAGUAGCUCAGCUGGGUGUUCUCCUUGGAUGCUCUGCUGUCCUCAGCAUGGUGCUGGCUGUUGGUCUACGCUGCAUCCAUUCCCAGUAUUGUCACAAGCGAACGGAAGUGUCCUUUAGUGAGCCAGAAAAUAAUGCCAUGGCACUUCAGGAGAAUGGGGAGAUGAUGCAUUUCAGAAAGAUACGAGAGAACAGCUUUGUUCUGGUACAGGCAGAAUACAACUGGAUCAGCCCAUCAGGCAGUGGCAAAAAAGCUGUUCUCUAGGAUGUCUACUAGCUCAUGGUGGUUGUUCUUCCUGUUAGAUGUCAGUAGCUUCAUCUGUAGGCCUGCAGUAGAAAAUAAUAGCACAGGAAGUGGAGCAGUUGCAUACAACCAUCUAAGCAAACCUAUUUUGUGUAGGCAUGAUUUUGUUGCAAUGCAGAUGUAUCUAGCUACUUUGCAGAUAUUAUGCAGAUGUUCUUACUUUCAGAUAUGAAAAUAUAAAGGUAUGUUUUGUUCAAAGUGUAACUCUUAAUGCAAUUAAUAUUGCAUACCUGCUCAUUAAAUUGGACUACUGUUGCUA
Lacerta agilis (Sand lizard) is the source of this 2838-nucleotide messenger RNA. It is a transcript of the gene REELD1, whose product is annotated as reeler domain containing 1. Gene Ontology annotation, molecular function: oxidoreductase activity, acting on metal ions. The transcript is spliced from 8 exons. Lineage: Eukaryota; Metazoa; Chordata; Lepidosauria; Squamata; Lacertidae. The record is from RefSeq and is a predicted model, not a curated record. Bases 903 to 2540 code for a protein of 545 amino acids.